This is a messenger RNA of Onychomys torridus (southern grasshopper mouse), 4861 nucleotides long. It is a transcript of the gene Cep85l, whose product is annotated as centrosomal protein 85 like. The transcript is spliced from 13 exons. Gene Ontology annotation, cellular component: centrosome. NCBI's taxonomy places the organism in Eukaryota, Metazoa, Chordata, Mammalia, Rodentia, Cricetidae. The record is from RefSeq and is a predicted model, not a curated record. Bases 307 to 2733 code for a protein of 808 amino acids.
GGGCGGAGGGUGCUGAGAGAGAGAAGCCGCUGCCGCAAAUCCGCUCGGAGCGUCGGAGCCUGGGCGCAGCCCGGGAUCGCGCCGCCGUCGCCGGGGAGCCGCUCGCUUCCCUGGCCCGGGCCUCAGCGCAAGCGGGCUGGGCCAUGGCAGCCGCCGCGGUCCGGGGCCGUCGCUGAGCAGCCGUUAAAGCCGCCCGCCCGGGUUCGGCCCGCGCCGCCGCCGCCGCUGCGGCCGCGGCCCAGGCUCCGCUCAAGUUUCCGCCCAGAAGCCGAGGCGACCGCGGGCCCGCUCGCCUGCUCGCCCGCUAUGUGGGGCCGUUUCCUGGCCCCGGAGGCUGGCGGCCGGGACAGCCCCGGCGGCGGGGCCCGCGGCUUCCCUGCGGGCUUGGAUUAUUCAUCAGCAUGGUUACCUGGUAAUGAGUCAUUGUGGCAGGCUACAACUGUUCCAUCUAGCCAUCGACAUAGCCAUAUCAGGAGACACAGUAUAACUUCUGACAGUGGAGACACUGGCAUUGGCACUUCCUGUUCUGACAGCGUGGAAGAUCACUCAACUUCAAGUGGUACACUAUCCUUUAAACCCAGUCGAUCAUUGGUUACUCUUCCCACUGCCCAUGUGAUGCCAUCUAACUCCAGUACUUCAAUUUCCAAACACAGGGACUCUCUAGCAUCAGAGGGCUCUAAAUGGAGUGCAAGCCUCCUGCAGACUUUGGGAGACCCCAGGAGAGGGGCGCAGGACUCCUCAUUAGACAUGAAAGACGUCAGGCCCCUGCGGAAGUGGUCAUCUUUGUCCAAACUUCCUGCCUCGGAGAGCUGCAACCAGAGUGCCAUUGUAUGCACAGAAGAGUCGAGGAGUGAUUUGGAAAGGGCAGGGAAGGGCAGGGCUUUCCCAUCCCACUUAAGGACCUUUGGGCCCAGUUGCUUACAUGACAGUAUGGAGAUGCUUAAGCUCGAUGACAAAGAAGUAAGUAAAAAGCGCUCAUCAACUCUGGACUGCAAGUAUAAAUUUGAGAGCUACAACAAAGAGGACAUCAGAGCCGCUGCCUCCGCUCUCAGGAGACAGACCUUAGACAUGACUUACAGUGCCUUACCUGAGAGCAAGCCCAUUGUGACGGGCUCAGAGGCUUUUGAGUCUCCCAAGUUUUUAAUGCUUGGCCAGCAGGCAGUAGGUGGAGUUCCCAUUCAGCCUUCUGUGAGGACUCAGAUGUGGCUUACAGAGCAGCUACGGACAAACCCAUUGGAAGGCAGAACUACAGAGGAUUCUUACAGUUUAGCUCCUUGGCAACAGCCGCAAAUUGAGGAAUUUCCACAAGGAAGUGAAACACCAAUGCAGGUUUUACCUGGAUCGUCUCAUCAGAGUUGCUCACCUUCUGGCUUUCAGGAUUUCAGUAAGUGGGAAUCAGUAUUGAAAAUAAAAGAAGGACUUCUAAGGCAGAAGGAAAUUGUAAUUGAUAGGCAGAAGCAACAAAUUAACCACCUACAUGAAAGGAUAAGGGAUAAUGAACUGCGGGCACAACAAGCCAUGCUCGGACACUAUGUGAACUGUGAGGACUCUUACGUGGGCAGCUUGCAGCCACCAUAUGAGAACAGUUCAGUCCAGACUCCAUUUUCAGAGCAGUCCUUGUCCCACCCCCAACAGGAAGACCUGGAGCAAAAGCUAGCAUCAACUGAGAAAGAAAUUUCACAGCUCAACGAGUUUCUCAAACAAAAACUAAACCAGUUUAGUGAGGAGAAGAAGAAGCUGGAGGAAAAGCUGAAAACCAGAGAUAGAUACAUCAACAGCCUGAAAAAGAAAUGCCAGAAAGAAUCUGAGCAAAACAAAGAAAAACAGAGAAGGAUUGAGACCUUGGAAAAGUACCUGGCAGAUCUUCCAACUCUAGAUGAUGUACAGAGUCAGAGUCUACAGCUGCAAGUCCUUGAAGAAAAAAACAAGAAUUUGCAAGAGACUUUGAUAGACACAGAGAAGAAGCUUGAGGAGAUUAAGAAGCAAUGUCAAGAUAAAGAAAUGCAGCUACUAUGCCAGAAGAAGAAGGAAAAGGAGCUGGUGACUUCUGUUCAGAGUUUACAACAAAAAGUAGAAAAAUGCCUUGAAGAUGGAAUCCGCCUUCCCAUGUUAGAUGCAAAACAGCUUCAAAGUGAAAAUGAUAAUCUCAGAGAGCAGAAUGCAGCUGCUAGUAAGAUAAUAGAGAGCCAGCAGGAUGAGAUUAACAGAAUGAUUUUAGAAAUUCAGUCUAUGCAUGGGAAACUUUCGAAAGAGAAGCUGACUGCGAAGAGCAUGGCGGAAGAGCUAGGGAGGAAAGAAGGAAGCCUCAGGGUAACAGAAGCACUGCUCCAAAACCAAAGACAAAUAGGACAGACGUUCUCGUUACUGGACCAGGACCAGGACCAGGAAGCAGAGCAGUCUGGGCUGCAGACCCUCCUUUCUAAGUGGCCUCUCUUUGAUCUGACUGUGAUUGACCAGCUCUUCAAGGAAAUGUCCUAUUGUUUAUUUGACUUGAAAGCAUUGUGUAGUAUUCUUAAUCAGAGAGCUCAGGGCAAGGAGCCUAAUCUUUCAUUGUUACUGGGAAUCAGAUCAAUGAACUGUUCAGCUGAAGAGACUGAAAAUGACCACAGCCCAGAAGCGCUCACUAAAAAGCUCUCGGAUGUGUGCCAGUUACGGAGGGACAUUGAUGAAUUAAGGACUACAAUUUCAGACCGCUAUGCUCAGGACAUGGGAGACAACUGCGUUACCCAGUGAUCAAGUAUUGGUCCACAGCAACAAUGAUGCAUUGUAAAAUGCUGCUGUGUUAGCCUCCUUUGUUUCUCCAUAGGACUUAGAAGGGAAAGGUGAAGCUCCUGGCCGUGUGUUCUGGCUUGGUCGUCGUCGUUCGUGUUGGUGUUGGUAUUGUUCGGUUUGCUUUACUGAGGAAGUUUGAAGGGACUGAUGAAAUCACACAAGCAAUCAUGUUACUAUUUGAAAAAUGAGAUAAUGUCUGCAAGAAAAAGAACAAACAAUCUGUAUGUUCAAACUACUGAUUGUAGGACCAAGCUGUGAACAGUGCUCUUCAGAUAAAGGCAUAGGGUUUCCUUAAUCCUAUCAUUUUGUGUGUAUACAUGUGACUGCUCGUUCAUUCUUUCGCUUGAUCACUCUGUCUCUGUCUCUCUGUCUGUCUUUCAGUCUGUCUCUUUGUGUGUGCAUGCCAUGCAUGUGCAUUUGCAUAUGCAUGGACUCUAUUCACAUAAUAAUAGGAUUUCAAGGGUCAAAGCAAGGCUUUGAAAGUCACACCCUGUCAAUCUUCAUUUUGGAAUUUUAUAGGCAGGCUGACUAGACCCAAUACCCAAGCAAUGUUCUAAUGCAGAAGGAUAGGGAGCAAAAUCAUUAGUUCUUUUAAAAGUGAAUGUAUUGAGAUGGUGUGAUUGUGAAGUUAGGUUGGUUUUGGCACUGAAGACAGCUAUUUCUUCCAGUGUGGUCAUAGAUUAUCUCACAAUGUAAAAUUCUGCUGUGAUGAUUUUUUUCAUUGGCUUUGUAAUUUAUGAUAUAAAUGUAAGCAGAGCCAUAUAAAAUUAAUAGGAGCCCUCUGUGGCCUUCAAUGACUAUUAUAAAGAGAAAGAUGACAAAGUAACUCUAGCAGAGUUGCUUUUUAUCCACAUUUCAGCAUUCACAUUUAAACACUUCUGUGCCUGCUUUAAACUACCAGAGAAAGCCAACUCAUUCAUAUAUGAAGUAAUAGUUACAUAAAACAAAACCUAAGUCUCAAUGAUAUUCUAAUUUCUUUUAUUAGAUUUGUUAAAUUACAAACAGCUUGUCAUAGAUUAUGAUAUUACUUAGGUUAGUUCAUCUGGAGCACAGGGUACUACUAUGAAAUGCAAAUCAUUUGAGCAGAUAGAUGCACAGCCAUUUAAACUUCAACUAAUACUGUCUGUGUAUCAUUUUGUGUUUUAGAAAGAUUAUAUAUUUUAUUGCCGGCUGAGAAUUCAUUACAAUCUUUUUAAUACAGGCAAAGCAUUGCCCUUUAUAGGUUGGUUUUCUUUUCCUUCCUUCCUCCUUCUCUUCUUCUCUCCCUCCCUCCCUCUCUUCCUUCUUAAUGCAGCCCAAUUUUCUUCAGGCAGGACUAUGUAGGUGUGAGAGUAAAGGGUGUGGAACCAGCAUGAUAGUACUGUUGACUGUGAUCACACAAAUACCCAGUUUCUGCUAAGCUUAUUCUGGUAUAGAGCUUGCUCCUAGAAAAGAUUUUUCUUAAUCUCAACAAAAAAACUUAGCGGGACAGGCCUUUGAGGAGAUUGCUCAGGAAGAUACUCAGUUCAGAAUGGGCCUGUAUUCUGUCCAUAGUGAUUUGAUAGUUAUAUUCCAGUAGUUAUACUACAUCACAAUGACAGAUUUCCCUUCUAUUUAGUGCCGAAUCCACUCUACUCCUUCUCCUGGGAUCUGGCUACUAAUAAAUCAGUGUGUUGAAGUGAAUAUGCAUGCCAACUCUCUAACCCAGAGAAGAUCUUAGCCACUCUAAGAAUGGUUCUUUAAAAAUGAAUUCAUUGGGUUUUAAGACUAAUGUUUUGAUGACAAUCAAGAAAUUGUUUGUUGCAAAAAUAUAUGCCAUGCAAAAAUAAUGUCUGUGCACAUAGUCCCAAGUUGGAAAGUCAGAUGAUAGCAUCUAUAUGGAUCAACCACAGUGCAGCAAGUACCAGAUUUACCUUCUCUUUGGAUAGAUUCUUCUCCUUCCUGUCAUGAAAUAGUCACCUAAAAAUGUAGCAUUAUAGAGCAACUGGUGCUGAUUUGUGUUAGCAUCUCCUUAUGUCUCCUGAGUCCUAGGUUUUUAGUCUUAGGUUUUGAGGUUUUAUAGUUGCUUUUUUAAAAACAAAUUUACAGUCAUAUAUUUUAAUAUAUCUGU